Molecule: messenger RNA, 576 nt
Organism: Fusarium sp. VM40
Lineage: Eukaryota; Fungi; Ascomycota; Sordariomycetes; Hypocreales; Nectriaceae
Source: the annotation of a GenBank genome assembly
AUGUCUAAUGAUACGGCCAGCCCACCAUCAAUAUCAGUAAGCGUAUCUAUAGACCCACCGAAGUUUACGAGAGGCUCUGUAUCACCACCCAGUGCCACUAUCGCCAUUACAGCAACCUCGCACGCUUCUGAACCCAUCACCAUAUUCACAUGGCAUACCAUAUUUAACCUUCGACUUGCGCAGCGACGUAAAAACUUCAUCUGUACAGAUCUCACGACAGGUUCAGCACUCCAGCUGGAGAGCACCAAGGGUCCAAAACGACCACAGUUUAGCUUUGCGCUUGGUGGCCGUGAUGACGACUAUUUUAUUACCCUGGAGCCACAAAGGCCUAUGACCAUUACCCAUAGGUUUCUUCGAUCUGUUGCACUUGAAGGUCAUCGCGCCUUCUUGCCAGGCCAUAAGUACCGUCUUGAAGUGCGUGAGGACGAGGAAGCUGAAUGGUGGCGCUAUGGAAAGAAAGAAGAUGUAAUGUCGCCUCCUGGUCAAUUUGCUGCUAGAGAAAGCUGUGAGCAUGCAAGCGGUCCACCAAUCAAACUCGGACCUAUUGCCCCAAUUGAGUUUGAGGUUGAAGGUUAG